AAGAUGUAUUCGUCCUAGAAUUUGCAUCACUAGUUCUAUCAGAGCUUACCAGAGAACCGCUCGGUUGCGAACAACUGGUGUCUGCCAAUAUCCUAAACAGCCUUUUCUCGAGGAUGAAGAACAGUCUUGACCCUGAUGUGCAGAAGAAUUGCCUGCAGGCCCUCAGCAACCUACUAGACGACCCGCUCUGUGCUUCAGAAGUAACCACGAACAAGCAAUUCAGUUGGCCCUCACUCCUAGCACUGAUAAAAAGCAAAUACCUGGCCAUACAACAUGCAGCAUUUAGGACGGUGGAUCAGCUGAUAUGUCGGUACAAUGAUGAGAUAGUGCAGAAGACUUUUAGAUCUUCCACGGGGGUGUUGGAUCUUUGUGAUAUUUUAGAGUCGUACGAGUUCCACGACGUUCACGCGGUGGUGUUAAACAUUCUCAAAAACUACGUCGAAACCGAAGAGAACGCGUCUCAUAUAUACGAGUCCGGGUGUAUUCUGCGGCUGCAUGCAUACUUGGAGAUGGCGCUGCCGUCGAUGAAGCCCUACUGCUUGGCUGUGCUCACCAAGAUAUCCUUCUCUUCUAGCGGCAGAGACGCUCUAUACCAGACGGGAACAGACCUGGUCUUCUGCCACCAACUCCUCGGAUCCAACGUGGGUCUGCUGGCUGAUGCGGCGAUGGGAGUCGCCAACAUGACCAAGCUGUUGCCUUCAGCAGUGCGCAUGUCGGACACAAACGUUAUCGAGGCCCUUUGUGCGAUACUAAGCGACGUCUCAGCGGUGGCGUUCUACAUCCGGAUGAACACGCUGCGGGCUCUGGCCGCCCUCUGUCUGAAGAUCCCGAAGGCGGCAUACAGUCUCGUGGAGCCGAAGACGUUUGCAGCUCUGAGGAAUAUUAACAAAAAGUUUAAAGACAACCCAAUAGAAGCACAGCGUCUGGCGGUGCAGUGCUACAUUAAUCUCCAGACUUACCACGUGAGCACGAAGGCCAUGCUCAAUGUCGACUUCGUUCAAGAGAUGAUCAACAUCUUGCAGCGCAUUGACAUCAAUUUGAAGAAGAUGGCUUGCAACGUGCUAACCGGUCUCAUGGUCGAGCCAGUCGCAAAAGACUUGUUCACCCGCUGCAAGGGCGAGGAGGUGGUGUCAACGAAUCUGCACAUCAAACACGUCGGGUUUAACACGGCGUUGUGCACGCUCAUCACGGCCAGCGUGACGGAUGAAGGAGCAGAUGUGUAUCUACAACUCGGCACUGUGCAUUUUAUGGUUGAAAACCGUUUAACAAGAAACGUGGUGAGCGCCUGGGAGCCCGCCUUAGAGGCGAUCUUCCGGCACCAUCCCUCAGCUAAGCUGGCCUAUACUGGACGGCUGGAUUUAAACGACUUUACUCGGGACGGUUUCUACGUCCAAAAGCGACAGUCCACUCCGUUCCCCACCAUCCAGCAGUUGAUGGACAAACCCCCGCCUCACGAGGACCCCGUGUUCAUAUCCCUGUUCCAACCCCCAGUCUCCGAACCCGGGGUCGCUUCUGGCAUCGAUUUCGGACAACAUCAGUUCCGCGGUAAAUCGUCGUCGAUUAUGACGGCCUCCUCGAUGAGGACGAGGCCGCCGCUCCCCGAUGAUAUCAACUUACGAGGAUAUAUUCUGCAGCAGCGGCUGUGGUUUGGCGACCCAACAAAAUCUCUACGAUAUAUCGAGAUGGAAGACGCGCACUAUGAAGUGAGAUAUCGAGACAAAUGCGACGAAGUUUCCACGUCCCUAAAGGAAAGAGCGCAGUUGCUAGCCGAAUUUGUGGUGGAGCAGAUGAGUGGAACAAGCCAGGAGAAGGAUUGUACCAUGCCCUCUGUGGCCCUGCACCUGUCGGACUUAAUGAAUGACCUGGAUUCUUGUGUGAUAGGCCUGGGAUGGGUCCGCUGCGGUGGCGCGUUGGAGAGAGCAGUUUUAUACAAGGUGUUGGCUGACCGUAUCGGCUUGCCGUGUGCGCUACACAGGCGAAGCAGCGCGCAUGCGUGGUGCGAAGUCGCCGUUCCUGAGCUGGAUCCGGACAACAAUAUGAAACAAGAGAACUACCCUGCAGGCUUACUGCGCGCCAACUACGUGGUGGACCUGAUGGUGAAACAGGGGCGGCUAUUGCCGCGAGGGGGGGUGGACGCGAGACGUGUGUGCGGGUGUGAUCCUUCGCAGCCCCUUUAUACGUCGCACGCGGCUAUGCCAUGCUUCUGCAAGCCGGAGACUCGAUAGAUAAUCUUAUAAAUGAGAAUGUUACCCAAAAACAUCUCGAAAUGUUGACCCUUCGCAACCCAGUUUUAAUUUAUAAAGCGCGCGCGGUAACGGGAUGCUUACCUACUCUGUCAGCCGGAGAGUCGCUAAAUAAUCUUCGAAACGAAAAUGUUAACGGAAAACGACUGUCAUUUUAUUGUAAAAACGAAAUUAGAGUUAGAUCAAGAAAAGUCUGCAUAGAUUUUGAUAGCCCACGCAGUCCAAGUGUUAUUUGAAACGUCAAACUUUUAUAAAAUUAUAACGUAUAAAUAACACUUGCACUGCGUGGGCUAUCAAAAUCGCUGCAGACUUCUCUUGGUCUAACUAUAAUGAAUGUCCCGGAAGGACGAUUCCCUACAACCGAUAACAUCCUCAUACAGAUUAAUUGGGAUGACACAAAUGUUGAAUUUUAUAACAAAAUCUAGUUAGUAAAUGAGCAAUUUAUCACAAUAAAUUGUGCGCUAAAAAUAUAAUACGGAAAUGAUAAUAUACCUAUUCUAAAAACCAACCGGAUCGACUGAUAUCAUUGAUCAAAGUAUUAGGUCUUAUCGAAUUUAUUCGAAAUUUUGUAUUAAUCAUAUUUGAUUAAUUUCUUAAUUUUCAUUCUUUUAUUUUUGACGUCUCCUUUAAAUUGAUUAAUAUCUUAGUACUUAAUACAAUAUCAAUUUUAAGUUUCUAUUUUAAUUUUUGUAUGUUUCAAAGCUUUUAUAAGCCGAUGCUCGAUUUAAAUAAAUACAAUUAAAAAAAUUAUUCAUUUUAUACUUCUUUCGUUUAUAUUUAUAUUUAAGUUUCGUUUUUAAUUAGUUUUAUGUUGUUUGUUUUAUUUUAAUUAUGAAAUAAAUUUGUAUUCCCUAUUACAAAAUUACAAUUGAUAAAAACUUGUCAUCUAGCUCAUUAUUGCAUGUUUCAUUGUUGCUCGUUAUCAAGAAGAAAAAUGUGGUCAAAUAAAAAAAGUGGAAAGUAUAUUAUUUGACAGUAUAGUAAAACAUCCUCUAAGAACAAAUUAAAUAACUUUCCUAUGAAAAUAUUUUACAUUGUGUUUUUUUUUACAACUAGUCACAACUAUUUAAACUAUAAACCAUCCUUCC
Molecule: messenger RNA, 3331 nt
Organism: Cydia splendana
Lineage: Eukaryota; Metazoa; Arthropoda; Insecta; Lepidoptera; Tortricidae
Product: armadillo repeat-containing protein 3-like
Exons: 16
Coding region: 114-2225 (703 amino acids)
Source: RefSeq, a predicted model, not a curated record